AUGUCUCUAGCAUAUGAGAACGACGACGUGGUCAGUAUGGCUGAUUCUAUUACGUCUUCGACUGCUUCUGCUUGGACCAUGUUCUCAAAACCUUCAACCCAUGGUAUUUUGGCCGGAAAUUGCGGCAUCUUGCCAAAUUUACCGACUAUCACUUCUGCUCUUGUCCUAAGUACUUUUAAACAUGAAUUUAUUAAUGAUGUCUGUGAAACACUUAAACGACACGUAUUGCCUGAAGUUUUAGAAAGGUUCAAGGAAGAACUUGUUAUUGAUCUUCGUCCUGGUUCUCCAUUUCUUAUUUCUCCGUAUGCACAGUCUAUUAAAAUGCGACAACAAAAGCAGCAAAAACUACCAAAUCUAUUUCCUUCGCCUUCAAUCUCACUUCCAUCUCUUUCAUUCAUUCCACCAACACAACCAUCGCGUCCAAUCCCAAUCUCACAAAAUUUCAAAUUCGCCGUAUUAUUCAUAUCAUUCAAUCCAACCUUCUCAUUAUCGAAUAUCGGGAUCGGGAUUGCAUUACGCCAACGAGGAUUUCAUCCCAUACUUCAACACAUUCCAAACGCCUAUCCCACCGAUAAAACGGUUUUGAUGAUUCGUGAUCUCACCAUCAACCUUUGGGCGAAUAAUUGGCGUUUAGCGGUGUUCUUAAUUUGUGAUCCGGCAGAAAUGAUUAAUUCGGCUCGCGACGCCAUUCGAAGAAUGAGAAUAUUCUUUGACAAAGAUACUUUGCGCGUCGUGACGGUUAAAUUGCAAAUGCCAGUCGACACACAGGCUUGGUGUAUAAAUGAAUUUAAGAAAGCAGGUUCAAAUGAAAUUAUUGUACGAGAAGAAGAGAUGUUGCAAGGUAUCAUCAAAAAUUGCGAACAGGUUUCGAUUUCUUCUCAAAAUCUUGAUCCUCAGAUUCCCGCGGAAUUUCUCAAUUCUUUUCCAGCUUCGGUUAAAAUCGGGGAAAAGGUUUGGGUGACAGUCGAGCAUUUUGUUAAAGCUCAACUACAUUAUGCACAACGUAAUGACUGGGAUCGUCCAUCAAAUCCAGACGGACAAACUCCUCGUCAUCGUGUCCUCUCAAUUGCUCUUUGGCAUAAAUUCACCCAACAUCCGAAAUUGACACACAAACUGCUAUCUACUAGUCCAGCACAGAUCGAUGCCUAUCAGAGCUGUGCUGACGAGGACGAGAUAUUUUAUUCUGACGAACCUGGCUCUAAUCGAAUAUUCAAAAAUGUUAAUCGUGAGAUUAGGGAGAAAGUUUUCGCUAAAGUGAUUAUGGACAUGCGCGAGGAAUACGGCGUUAAGCAAAAAGACAAGAUUUGGAUUGUUGAUGGUUUGGAACAAGAAUUGGGAUCGAUUUAA
This is a messenger RNA of Ambispora leptoticha, 1347 nucleotides long. Lineage: Eukaryota; Fungi; Glomeromycota; Glomeromycetes; Archaeosporales; Ambisporaceae. The record is from the annotation of a GenBank genome assembly.